AUGUAUUUCGCAUUCCUUCCACUCUUUCUCGCCGCUCUAGGCGCCCUCGCCAACCCCAUCACACCCCAUGAUGCAAACCCUCAGCCUUCCUACUUCAAAGACCUCCCCAACACUCUUUCUCCCGACUUUCCCGUCAACGAAACCACCAAGGUUGAAGUCCGCGAUGAAACCCUCACUCACAACCUUCGUAUCCGCGGUGCAGGUGGUUACCUCGGUUCCUGCAAGGACGUCCGGUUUUAUAUCAGCGACAAGGACAUGAACCGUGUGAGCCCAGGGUAUAUCCACUCGGGUUACUACGAGUCUCCUCGUCUUGUUGCCCGAUGUCCUGAUCUCACGGGUGAGAUGAAGUGCAGCUCUCUUGAGCUCGGAGAGUGCAUGGUCAACGUCAAUGGCGCCCUAGCCCCCGGACCUGGUGGACUUUGGCACGAGACUUGUACUCAGUGCAUCAUGAGUGAAGACGGAAAGGACCUUUGGUGCCAUUGCUGGAGCGCCAUGAAGGGCCAUCUCCUCAUGAGCGGAACCACCAUCAACCUAGGCAAGUUUUCCUCUCAACGCCCCCUCGUUCUUCUUCGCUAA
Fusarium vanettenii 77-13-4 is the source of this 576-nucleotide messenger RNA. RefSeq lists its product as uncharacterized. The transcript has 2 exons. The record is from RefSeq and is a predicted model, not a curated record. The coding region runs from base 1 to 576 and encodes 191 amino acids. Lineage: Eukaryota; Fungi; Ascomycota; Sordariomycetes; Hypocreales; Nectriaceae.